AUGGGAGGAAAUAAAAAAAAUGGAAAUAAAAAGAAAAAAAAAGAACAGGAAGAAAAAGAUGUUUUAACAGAGGUCGAUAGAGAAUAUUACGAAAUACAAUUGAACGAUUUAAAUAGGAAAUUGAACAGGUUAAAAUCAAAAUGUGAAGAUUUGGAAACGUUAAAUUUACAACUGGAAGAAAAUAUAAAAAUAUUAGACGAAGAUAGAUCGGACAUAAUUGCUUUUUUAAAAAAAAACCUGAUAUCGAAAACAAACGAAUUAUCAGAACUGCAGGAAAGAUUUGACGGUUUGAAACAGUCGAUGGAAUCUGGCGUUGUCAGUUACAAAGAGAAAAUAACAAAUAUGGAGCAAGAGUAUAAAAACAUGCAAAACGAAUUGACAUCUGAAAUAAAAUUAUUAAUGGGUAAAUUAAAUUCGUUGGAAGAAUUUAGAACGCAAAAAGAAGAAUUAACGAGUAAAUUUUUACAACAGGAAAAAAAAAUGAGGGAACAAGAAGAAAAACAUAAGAAAAAUUUAUACGAAAAUGAAAAAAAAUUCAUAUUGGAAAAAAACAAAUUGAAAAAAGAAAUGGAAACGAGAUUAUUAAAAUUAUCAUUGGAAUUUCAAAAAGCAACGGAUUUAAGAAUGGCGUCGACAACUCAUAAAAUGAUACGUGAAAAUAUUGCGGUGAAUAACGAGUUGACAACCAUGCAAGAAUCACAAAUAGAAAUGAUAAAAGAAAAUGAAAAAAUGAAAAAAUUAAUACAGGAAAUUAAAAUUAACGGUCAAUUAGUUGAAGAGGAAAAAAAUAUGGUGUUGAAAAAAAAUUUAACACUCAUCAAGGUCAUCGAAGAUCUCAUUAAAAAACGCGAAGAAGACGAGGAAAAAAUUAAAAAAUAUUACAAAAUGGAAAAAUAUUGUCAAACCCUUAAAAAUAAAUUAAACGAAACGGAUGAUAAAUUAAAAGAAGCCAAUGGAGAAAUAAAAAAACUCAGCGAAAGAUUGUCAACGGGUCAAACGAAUGCUGCUAAAUUAUAUGCCGACAUAGCCGCGUUGAAAUUAAAUUCGAGACGUUUGUACGGUAUCCUGCACAGAGCCGUUAAUGCCGUUAAAGAUGCGUUGAGAAUACACGAAACCCCCGAAGAAUCCGAAGAGAUAAUACUUAGCAAACGUCUCGCAUUGUUAAAUAAUCUUUUGCAGAUUUUAAAUAGAGCGGAAAUGUCUGAAAAAGAACGUUACCUGUAA
Messenger RNA from Pediculus humanus corporis (human body louse), 1224 nucleotides. RefSeq names its product Centrosome protein, putative. NCBI's taxonomy places the organism in Eukaryota, Metazoa, Arthropoda, Insecta, Psocodea, Pediculidae. Gene Ontology annotation, cellular component: cilium; ciliary basal body. The transcript has 8 exons. The record is from RefSeq and is a predicted model, not a curated record. The coding region runs from base 1 to 1224 and encodes 407 amino acids. Gene Ontology annotation, molecular function: microtubule binding.